GGAGAUCUGAUUGGCUCAGACCUGCCAGGCCAGAAUCAUGUGAUCAAGAUGAAUGCAGAUGUGAAGGCACUGACAUAUUGUGACCUGCAGUACAUCAGUAUGAAAGGUUUAAGUGAUGUUCUUGAACUAUAUCCCGAGUAUGCCAGCAUCUUCACUAUUGACAUCCACCAAAACCUCACAUACAAUCUGAGAGAGGGCAGUGAGACUGAGCAGAACUACCCAGACUCCAAUGCAUCAACUGAGAAUAAGCGUCCAUCCAUUGUAGAAAAGGCUGAUGAUCCAGACAAGUACUUCCACGUCCCACCUGUUUCCAAUGCAUGCCGAAACCUUCUUCUGCCCAAUCUAGGCAGCCCAGUACGACGUACAUCACUAGGGAAUCUUUUAGGAGAGGAGUUACUGCAAUUUAAUACCCUACGACAUUGUCGUUCACCUGUAAGGGGUUGGAGUCCAAACCCCUCCCCCAAACAUCAGACCAAAGUACAGAAACAAACCCUCCCACCCACAUCUACACCCAAACCCACGCAUAGGACACAGACAGAUUCUGGAGGUACAGGACGCAAACCCGCCAAACUGCUCAUCCCCACUCUCAACUGCUUUGGACCACCAGAUCUUAGUCCAAG
Molecule: messenger RNA, 620 nt
Organism: Sinocyclocheilus grahami
Lineage: Eukaryota; Metazoa; Chordata; Actinopteri; Cypriniformes; Cyprinidae
Product: potassium voltage-gated channel subfamily H member 4-like
Exons: 2
Biological process (GO): potassium ion transmembrane transport; regulation of membrane potential
Cellular component (GO): plasma membrane
Molecular function (GO): voltage-gated potassium channel activity
Source: RefSeq, a predicted model, not a curated record